Molecule: messenger RNA, 1014 nt
Organism: Humulus lupulus (European hop)
Lineage: Eukaryota; Viridiplantae; Streptophyta; Magnoliopsida; Rosales; Cannabaceae
Exons: 4
Coding region: 1-1014 (337 amino acids)
Biological process (GO): DNA integration
Molecular function (GO): nucleic acid binding
Source: RefSeq, a predicted model, not a curated record
AUGGAGGAAUGCCUGGGAAUGGAUAUUGGACCGAGUAGGUAUGAGGAGUGGAGCUCUUGGAUGGUUGGAAAGCCUAAAGGCCUGAAGCAAAAGGUAGCUGCUGCAGCACUGGCAGCUGCUGUGUAUAUGGUGUGGUGGAACCGAAACAAAUCAACCGAAGAUGCUUUUCAGCAACUCAAACAAAUCAUGUGUAGUGCACCAAUUUUGGCAUUACCCAACUUUGAGAAGGAUUUUGUAAUUGAGUGUGAUGCUUCUGGCAGUGGAGUAGGAGUUGUGCUACUACAAAAAGGUAUACCAAUAGCAUACAUAAGCAAGGCCUUGGCACUCAAAAAUUUGGGUCUUUCUACAUAUGAGAAGGAGAUGAUGGCUGCUCUAACUCCACCGCAAAAAAAUGGCUUACUAAAUUGGCAUGUUACGACUACAAAAUCAUCUACCGUAGCGGCAAAGAAAAUGUGGCAGCAGAUGCUCUUUGAAGAUUGCAUGAGGAGAAUAAUGAUAGCAAUAUCAUUUCCUAUAGCAGAUUGGCUGGUUGUGUUACAAGAUGAAUGGAACAAGGAUGAGAAAACUCGUAAAUUAAUUCAAGAGAUUGCCCAAGACCCUAAUUCACAUUCCAAAGAUGUUGCCCAAAUCUUCUUGGACAAUGUCUACAAACUACAUGGAAUCCCUCAAACUAUAGUAAGUGGCAGGGAUCAUAUUGUUACCAGAGAAUUUUGGGAGCAUCUUUUCUCUCUGCAAGGAACUCGGUUACUGAUGAGUACCUCUUAUCACCCUCAAUUUUAUGGUCAAAUAGAGAUUGUUAACAAAUGCUUGGAUAAAUAUUUGAGGUGCAUGACAAGUGACAAACCUAGGGAGUGGAGUAAAUGGUUGCCAUUAGCUGGAUGGUGGUAUAAUACUUCAUUUCAUUGCUCUUCGAAGAUGAUGCCACUUGAGGUGGUUUAUGGUCGGAAGCCUCCCACUUACACUCCUUACAUACCUGGUGAAACUUUAGUUGUUGCAGUGGAUCAAGCCUUGUGA